UGUCGUCGUCAUCGUCGGGUUGGAGUGAGCAGCAGCAUUGUGUAUUCGCGAGCGAUUUGCAGCGCAGCAAAUGAUCACAUAAUCACGUUGAGGUCGUACGUAGUCAUUCACGCACUUUGUUUGUGGUUGGUCGCGCAUACAAUUCGUUCGCAGUGUUUUGAGUCAACGGGUGAUUUUACUGUAUGUGGUGGCUACCUCGAAAAAUUGAUAUCGCGCUUAGAAGAGUGUAAACGCCGCCGUUGAGGUAUCGCCGUCGUAUUAACGUUAUCAUCAAAUGCGCGAUUAUCGUCGGCGGAUUUUUAUUAAAAUACCUAUUAAAAAAUAUUGUUUCUGAUUUAUUUGAAAAACACACAUAAAAAAAAAAACAAAGCGAAUUGUCACUUUUCGAAAUAGAAUUACGCACAACUGAAAAUCGAUGCGAAUUUUUGGAAUAUCUAAGAAAUAGCAAUUCCGUGCAAAAUGCGCUGAUUUAUAGAAAACAAAUAUUUUGAGUGAAUUUGGUGACUUGAAAACAUUUCGAAGGACGGAUUAAGUCAAGCAAAGCUACAUGCAUAAAAACACGAAUUCUUCAAAAAACUGUGAAAAUACGUAAACUAAGUAGAAAUAAAGAAAAUACUAAGUAAAAACAGUGUGGAACAAGAAAAGUUUUUAACAAGUGAAAAUUAAAACGGAAACGAAAUUGCCAGCCUUAAAAAUCAUGAAGUGAGUAAAAAAACUGCUGAAAAAAUAAUUUUAAAACAUUUUUCAUUGUAAAAGCUAACCGAUUUGAAAAUACUAUUCAAAAAUUCAGAUAAACUAAAAAGCAAAUAUUUCGAAUAUUUUCCAUUCACCAAGUGCUUAACUCUGCGGCAGAAUACACCAUUUCUUAUCUGAAAAAAAAAACCUUAUCAAUCGGGAACAAUUAAAACAGUUGCUAAAGUCACGUGCCCAACCAAAUCAACAGCCCCCAACUAGUUUUCCGCCCACGCCAACAGUUACAAUAGACAAAAACAAAGUGCACACGCACACAUACGCAAAUGCACACCAAUUCAUGAACGGCUAGAAACAUUCGUCGAAGAGCGUCCGCGAUCGCCGCCGCGUAGCAAAUCGUUAAUUGCAGUGUAGAAAGUAAAAUGACACAAAUUAUACACUAAUUGCAAGUGUAGUUGGAAAGCAAGUCUACUGUAUGCGUGCGUUGUUGUUGCAAUUGGAAAUUCGUUGCUGAAAGAAUUGCUUCACUUUUGUCUUAAAGUGCGUGUCAUUGUUUACAAUAAUAAAAAUAGCGAACAACUUGACAAGCAGUAGCAACAAAGUAGUGACUGCGAACCAAUUUCAAAAUUACGGGAGCUGCAGACAUACCUGUGCGCAAAUAUAGUCCCUUUACAUACAACCAAAUUAUAUAUUGCCACCUUGGUGUGUAUUUUUUAUACUUGAAAUCAUUUUUGCAAAAUUAAUGUCAGAUCAUUCCUACCAAAUAAACAAGUAAAAAAGCUAAAAUUAAUAAAUUAGUAAGAACCCCUUCUCCUAAACCACUAAGAAUAUUUAAUUUUGUGCACGCGUUCCACAAAAAGCCGCCAAAAUUCUUGAUAAAGUGGCCUCGAUAGGCGCCAACACGCUCAACUUCACCGAUUUAGGGAGCCCCUAUGAGGGGCCUCCCAGUACACCGCAAUCCGGCAUGGACGCGCCUGAUGCACCGCACACACCCAAGUACAUGGACGGUGGUACAACAACAACCGGCACACCAGGCGUGCAGAUGCCGGGCAAGUCGGCGUUCGUAGAGCUGCAGCAACAUGCCGCCGCUGGUUACGGUGGCAUACGUGGUGGUUAUCAACAUUUUGGUCCACAAGGUGGACAGGACUCUGGAUUUCCAAGUCCACGCAGCGCCUUAGGUUAUCCUUUCCCGCCCAUGCAUCAGAACUCAUAUUCCGGCUAUCAUUUAGGCAGUUAUGCGCCGCCCUGCUCGAGUCCACCAAAGGAUGAUUUCUCCAUAUCCGACAAAUGCGAAGAUUCCGGUUUACGCGUCAAUGGUAAAGGCAAGAAAAUGCGCAAGCCGCGCACAAUAUACAGUUCAUUGCAAUUACAACAAUUAAACCGACGAUUCCAGCGUACCCAGUAUUUAGCGCUGCCAGAGCGAGCCGAAUUAGCGGCGAGUCUGGGUCUCACGCAAACACAGGUAUGUGGAAAUUGUUGAUUAUUACGUUUUUUCAUGCAAUUAUAAUAAAACUGAAUGGGUUAUGAAACCCACAAAGUGGCUGAUUGCUGAUAUGCCAUAUGUAAUCGGAAAUCGAUGGGUAACAUUUCAGAUGGGUGAUUCGAGUGGCUCCAAUCAAAAUAUGAAUUGUUUAUUUACAAUCUACAUAAACACUUUCAACUCUUCUACUCAUAAUGAAUGCAAUUAGAUAGCUCAAAAUUUGAAGAAAUGGCAUGGGAAAGGAAAAUUCUUGAGCACAUUUUGUCAGUGGGACGUGAAUUAAUUGUUAAUUCGUGAGCGCCGGCUUCAAGUAGUGUCUUUAAAUUCUGCAUAUCGGAUAGAUCGACCUCUCAGCCUCCGGUUAAAUCUGGAUAUAACUCCUUAAAUAAGUAAUGGAGUAGAAAAGCAAUGUCAAAAGUACUUGCAUUCGUUUGUGCAUUAGGGUGGGCCAAUUUGUAUAGAACAAUUUUUGUCGACAUCGCUUCUAGUAGAUUUGGAUUCUACAUUGGUUAGGUUAGGCUUUUGUGGCAGCUAUUGUGGUCCGCUGUGGUAAAACUGUGUAACUCGGGAACUUUACUAUUCAUUUUAUCAUAGGAUCAGUUAGAUUCUCUCAUACAGCGUAGAAUAGGUUUUAUCCGUACUCCGAAUAGUUCCGUAAGAGAGUCAAAAAGAAAUUUGCCUAACAACCUUGCUCUACUCCUGCCCAAGCCUGGACAAUUACAGAGGAAGUGUACUACUGUUUCUUCCUCUUCCUCGUCUCUACAACUACUGCAGUAUUCAUGCGAAAAUACUCCUAGACUAGAAGCGUGCCCACCUAACAUCCAAUGACCAGUGACACAAGCCACGACCUUCGAGAUGUUCUCUCUUGAGAGUUUGAGCAAUUCUCCUGAGCGUUGUUUUAUCUACUUGCGGUCAAAUUAGCCUGAUUGUAACACAAGUAUUUUCUUCUCUCCAUGACCAAUUGGCCUCCUGGUGAAUAUCAUUUGUUAUGCUUAAUUUGCAAGUUGCCAUAGAGAUUCCAAUGUUGCCUCUGUUUUCAAGUAGUGGAAGAUUAGUACCCGUUUUGGCUAGCUCAUCGGCCUUGCAAUUUCCUUUAAUAUCUCAAUGUCCCGGAACCCAUAUAAGGCUGACCUGCAGGACGGUGCUAAUAUCAUUUAGAACUGCCAGGCAUUCCUGAGCAACGUUUGAUCUAAGCAUAACUGCUUCCAUUGAUUCUACAUAGAAUUCUAAGAAAAAAAGCCCAUUAGAGGAUAACUUUAAAGUCUAUUUCGAGCUCCCCAAAUUUUUUAAAGAAAAAUUUUUAAAAGGAAAAAUGUAAAUUGAGACGGAGGUAUGGCAAUAAAGAUAUAAAAUAAAGAUAUAAAAUAGAAAAAAUAUAUCUCGUGUUGAAAGUAAAAGAGAUCUAAAAUCAAAAUAAAAGUAAAUACGUUGAUAAUUGCAAAAAAAAAAAUGGAUGAUGGGUAAAAAAUGUUAUAAACAAAAUUUUGAUAUACAAAAUUUUUAAUAUAAAAAAUUUUUGUAAAAUUUAAUUGUUUUUAAUCCAGCUACUUUUUCUAUUGAAAUACUAAAAUCAUUAUGGGCUUCUUUAAAACAAAUAGAUAUCAAAUGAAAAUUUUAUUAAAAACACGAGCUUUCAUAAUACUUUCGUCAACAUUAAUCUUCAUUUUAAGGGGGCAGAUACCUGUAAAGGCCCAUAUUUUAGGUGAUUUUCAUUAAAAUUAUUUAAAAUGAAGAAGUCGAUAUAUUUUUUUUCAAAAUUGGCACACAGUUUAUUUAUACAUUAAAAUAAUAUUAAUUUUUUUUUUUAUUUUAAUCAUUUAAAAUGGCGGAUGUACACUCAAUUCUUCCGGGAAGGUCGCAGCGGGCCUUCUCAGUCGGCGGUCAUUAUAGCAUCGGCGUCAGUGACCUGAAUACAAAAAACCAUAAAUCUUUUUUGUUGAUUAAUGUCAUAAUUUCUAUAUGAAUUAAAAAAAAUGAAAAAAAAAUUCGCGGAAUAAAAUGCUUAAAAAAAAAAUAAAAAUGCAUUUUGGGGCGAAUCUUCCUACUAUUAUUGCGUCGAAAAAAUUAUUUUUCGAAAAAUUUUCGAAAACUUUUAAAUUCACAUAGAAAGUAAUAUCAUAAAAAAAGAUGUGUGCAAAAUUUCUGGGAGAUCGGUCAAUAACUUUUCGAGUUAUCGUGUACGCCAUUUCGAAAAAUAUAGUUUUGAGAAAAACGCGUCUAAAGUUUGAAUACUUAACUAUGCGCCUACCAGCGCUCGAACGCAAAGAAUAGAGUCGUCACACUUGACUAUCUAUAAUAUAAGAAAUACUUUAAUUUACGCUCUAAAAUUUUGUUGACAUAUUCUUAAAAUAUUAUAUAAACAAAAAACAACAUUUUUUUCGAAAUUUUACAGGUAUCUGUCUCCUUAACAUCAACUAUUUCAAGCUCUCUGCUUCUUUUGAAAUUUGGGGCGCUCUAAAUUAACUUUAGAGUUAUGCUCUAAGGGUCUUUUUUUCUUAGACUUCUUUAUAGAACCCGGACCUGCGAGAAACGAUGUCGAAAAAAAUUGUAUGCAGAAUCCGAAUCUUAUAGGAAGAGCGUAGAAACAAAAAAUUGCCACGCCCUAACGUACAUCUGCACAUAUAAAAUGUGUUCUUUAGCACACAGAACAAGAAAACUGAAAAACUCGUGAAACCUCAAAAAUAUGCAAAAUGUUUGCAAGCAAUCGGCGGGUAGCAACCAAUUCAAUUUAUGCACUAUCGAUUUUUCGGUCUUUGGGCUGCCACAAAACAAAGUCUGCCGCAAUUAAGCAUUUAAUAGGACAGCAAAACUAGAGAAAAUGUUUACAUGCAGAUGUGUGUGUGUAUUAAAGUACUAUUAAAGUCUCUGCAGUAAGCAUUAACAAAACAAUUAAAUCAAUGUAAACAAAAGCGCAGAAGCAGUAGACACGCCCUCUUGAAGGCCAAUGUCCCGCGCCGACACAAAUCUUAAGCUUAACUUUAUUUGCCUGAGCAACUCUAGGCAAAUAUUGACGGUAGGUACGAGUGGCAUAGAAAAAACUUAACUAAGUAUACAAAAAACGAAUAGUAAAUUAUAACUGCAACAUUUUCAUAGCUGCCCUUUCCUAUGCGUGCUUGUGUGUGUGUGUGUGUGUGUGGUAUGGUGGUACAUACAUAUAAAUUUGUCCGCCCUUCGCAUGCGAAAGUAAAAAACAAUCAAUAAACGACUUCCGCUUUCGCUUAACCAAGAGGGCGGUUUUAAUUACUGCCACAUGAGGCUAUAAACUAACUGCAACAACAGCAAUAAGCACCAUCACAAAACAGUAGCCACUAAGAAGAGCGCAGUGCAAUGAGGAAGCAAUUCAACAACGCUCAGCUCAACUAAACAGAAAGUGUCGAAUCGAUCGUAGCAAUUCGCUUUCGCGCGGUCAAAUGAUAAUGUAAAUGCGUGUAUGUGUGUGUGUGCGUGUGUUUGUAUGUGAGUAAGACGCUUAUCGCCUGCAGUAGCUUUCUUUAUUGCUUUAUUCACAACAAAGUAAAAGCUAUAAAUAAAGUGAAUAGCACCAACUGGCUGACUGGCUGACUGCUGGCUGGCGUUUGGAAAGUGACCGCGCUACCAAACAAACCACGCAACAACAAUGCACGUGCAAUGGGCGCGAUAAUUUACUCAAAGUGAAGCCACCAAAUAAGCCAUGCUGAUGAGUGCACAAGAAGGAGCUGCUCCUGCUGUUGCUGCUGCUGCUGGCGCUGGUGCUGGAGUUGCAGUUAAAUUGCAGUUACACCCUUUGUGCACUCAUAAAUUAAUUUUUGUUUCUAUUUGUAUUGUUUAAUUUUGUUGUUUUUGUUUAGUCUUUGUACCCUUUUGGUACUUUUAGUUGCAUUUCAAACCUUCAACGCCUGGCGGCUAUGAAAUGAGACAUUGCCAAAAAACGGUAGAGAGGCGAAAAUUUCAAUGAGUCAGAGCAAUGGGAGUUUCACACAAAAAAAUAAGAAAUUAUUGAUUUAAGCGAUUUUUCAGUUGUCGCUUCGAGGUGCUAUACUUCUUGCGACUGUCCGCGGAUAAUUAGCUCGUCGUUGUGAUGGACAAGAAUUAAAGGCAGGGAGAAGCCUUGCUGGCAAUAAAGUGUGUUUUUUGAAUUCAUUCUUGCGCCACACACUACCUUACUUAUACAUAUACAUACACAUAUACAGACACAUACAUUGAGAGCUGCAUACAAAUGUAUUUAAUUAUACAAUGUUGACAUUUGACGAAGUUGUAAUUCUUAAUUAUGCCUUGACUAUUUUUUGCACUUUUCUUCCAGUUAUAUUUAUUUCGCCGGUUUAAUGCUGUCACUAUUGGCAGCUGUGUGGUAGUCGCUAUUUGUUUUUAUUUUAGUUUUCUUGCUGGGUGCGAGUAGGUCAGUUUUUUGUUUUUAUUUCCAUCAGAGGGAGUUCCUUUUUGCUCUUGUACUUCAGGGCGUUUUCAGCUAAGUUUCUGCCCGAGGUUAUUAGGUUAACAUGCAAAUUAAGUAGACUGCAAGGAAAUGCAAAUGUUUUUGACAGACAAUAUUGCACUUUGAGAAAUGAAGCAGGUAAGGAACUUAGUAAUUAAAUGGAAUGUACUAAUGUAUAUGCAUGUUUUUAUGUAUAAAAAGUGUUACUUUUGUUUUUCUCAAAAUAGACUUUGAUUGGUGUACCUUUGUAAAAAUUUAUAGAAAUCUGCCGAGAAGUAGUAUAAAAUUUGGUGGGUCCAGUAGAAAAUUUUAAGAAAAUGAAUGGAACUGAGCCAGUUUAUAAGAAAAUAUAUGUUCAAAUAUCCCAAGGAUGGUAGAUUUACCAGGUUUGGCCAUAAGCUACAACAAAAUUGUGCAAGCAACUUCGGCUGCCACGUCACAGAACCCUCGGCAACCGAUUUCUGCCAGCUCGUUUCUCAAGACAACAAAGGAUGUGCGUGCGUUUUAUAUUGUUUUGGGGAAAAAGAAAUACAUUAUUUUCUCGGUAGUUAGCUGCAGUGAUCGAAAAAAAGUAGUGAUCGAUAGAAGAUGUUCCUCAUAAAAAUUAAGUACCAUUCGGAGUCGGCUUAAAACUGUAGGCCGCUCCAAUUGUGGAAAAUAUCGAGGCGCUGCUUCCGCUCAUCUGCAAUCUUUGCCGGUUUUCCAUACCUUCAAUCCAUGUUGAAAAUCUGUAAUCAUUGGCCUUUAGCUUUUGCGUUGGUCUGCAUCGUUGGGUUCGAUUAGCAAUCCGAGGCUGAUUUUGCAGUUUCACGACAAUUAGUUUCGGGUAGGAGCUUGUCGGCCGGGAGACCCUAGUUCGUCUCCGGACGGUGUUGACCUUACUUUAAUUUGUUCCCUUACUCUCCACUAGGAUUUUUUAUGCGAUAUUGACUUACCCAGCCGCGAGCAAAGGUUAACAACACCACCAACGUGAAGGAAAAGCUAGGAGAUUGAUAGUGAAAGAUGAGAAGCAGCAUUUCAUAGGAGCAGCUAUCAAGUUGCGCAUCACUACCCUUUCAUAUAUAUAUUAUUAUUUAUAGUAUGUAUAUAAAGGGUGGUUAAGUUUCAAGGGCCGGUGUUGAUUUUGAAUAACAUACAAGUUUUUUAGGAAAUUAUUGUCAUUUCUCUUUAUUAUGGUAAUACUGGUAUGGCUCAAUUCCGUACGCAACAAAAUAUUAGCCAAAUGGCCACCGCGGCCUCAGCGGCACACCUCCAUCCGAUGGUCCAAAUUUUCGAUGACGCUGAGGCUUAAUUGAGGUUCUAUGCUGUUAAUGUGCCGAAUUAUCUCAUCCUUUAGCUCUUGAAUUGUUGCUGGCCUAUCGGCGUACACCUUUUCUUUCAAAUAACCCCAAAGAAAGAAGUCCAACGGUGUCGUUGACGUUUAGGUUUGGUUCACAUUCAACAUUGGCCCUUGAAAUUUAACCACUCUUUAUUUAUUAUUUAUUUUAGUAUUUUGACCAUUCAUUGCCACUACUUUUAAAUUUUUAUGAAAUCUCAUCUCUUCCAUUUUUUCCACAUUUAAAUUUUUAUUAUUCAUACCUAGAUUUAAGUGCUUUUUCUACUUCUUUUCCGACCUCCAUUUCAGUUUUAAAUGUAUCGCAUUGAAGCCUUCCUACUUGAACCCAUUUAAAUUAUUUACUUUAAAAACUUUCAUAUUUUAUUUAAUUUAAUUUCUUUUUUCAAAAAAUUUCCUACGGUGCAUUCUACUCAACAUUUUGUAACACUCUUGUCUGGCAAUUGUUCGCGCCCUACUCAAAUGAAAAACUUCAUUACAACGAGGGGGAGUCAUUCCGCAACACCACCCUGACAUAUCACUGCCUGCCUUCUACUUGCCAGUCUGUCUGCCUGCCUGCCUGCUGGCCUAGACUGACUUUACAAAGCGAUCUUAUAACAGUCGCGCAGUCAAUAUUUCACAACAACAAUAAUAAGUUAAAAAACCAACAAACAAACGAAAAAAAGUUGUAUUGUUCUCCUUAGCAGUGCGGUAUUGCGAAUGUGAAGAACAUGCAACACCCACAUGCUGCCACACAACCAAAAGUACCUACGAACGAGUUUGGUGUCUCUUGCCACCUUCGCUCCUCGAGAGAACUCUACUUGCAGUACGUGACUUUGCUUAUCGUUGAGGCAAACCUCACUUACUCGCACUGGAUGUGUUUGGCUAGCUCGUUGACUCGCUGAGUCGCUGGAUUUGAGAGCUUUGUUGUUUUAUUGCUAGUCACUGACGUCUGAGGCUAUCAAACAACUAAGUAACUUGUGGCAUACUAAUUCAAUUAGGAAGCCCACGCCCACAACCAAUAAAUAUUUUCGAAAACAAAACGAAAUAGCUAUGAGAUACACUCACAUGAAUUUGAAUUGGUUGGUGUGUGUGUGUGUGUGAGUGUGUACGUAUGUGUUGACUUGAAAUGAAAAUGCACACGCAGAUCGGCUGUAAUGCACUUCAAUGCACUUUCAACACACUUAACUCAUACUUAUGGUGCACACACACUCACACACAUACGAGUUGUCACAAAGGUAUGGAUGCAUGCAAGUGUAUGGGCAUGGACAAGUAAAUGCAUAAAUACGUGCGCAUACAUGAGGAAUAUUUCAAGUGCAGUUGACAUUGAGGCAAGCUUGGCAAGAUUGACAGUUGAGUUUCACUGGCUGUUAUAUUUCUCAGUUUCUUUUUUAUGUUAGACUUAAUUUUAUUUGAAGAUUUUUGCUUUAAUGUUUUUUUAAGAUUUUUGCGCAUCCGAGCAAUAAUGACUGUUUCGAACAGCUUUACCGAACAUUUCCUAUGAUUCUGUUUUAAUUUUUCACACUUCAUAUCAAUUUAGUAGCUGCUAUAUGUAAAUAGUUGGUACUGCACUCGGAUUCCCUUCUUAACUUUCUUUAAAUCUGCUCGACAUCCGAAGAAAUCAGAGUAGAUCUUGUGGUGCCAAGGAGCCAAGGUGGUCGCUUCUUAAUACAUCAGUGCCAAAGAUCUCAAGCCUGAUUCGAACGAAGGCGGGCUAGAUGCACAGGAAGUGCCGUCCGCCGUCUCAUCCUCCUCUUCACAAGCUGGGCAGGGUGCACUGUCUGAGAUGCCCACCUUUUCCAUGUGCUUUGCCCAUAGAAAGUGACCCGCCAAAAGUCCAACCAGCCUCCUACAGUCCCUACUGCUUAGUGGCAGGAGGAACUGCGACAGUCGGCCGAAUAUGACAGGUAACAUCAGUUUUGUCCAUCUGCAGCCUCUCUCAACCUGCCAAGCUCGCUUGUGGGUUAGAGUAACCCGUUUGCUAACCGUGGCUGCAGAAGGGAGUGACAGAACGGGUUCCGGGCCAAGAAAGUUGGCCUCAGAGCCCAUUCUGGCUAAAGAGUCACAGAUCUCGUUACCCGCGAUACCCAUGUGUCCCGGGACCCAUGUUAGCAUCAGGCUAUUAUGUCUACCGACAUAGUUCCGCCUGGAUUUAAAGGACUCGACUACCCUUGGAGUGCUUGGGGGGUGUCUAAGGCCAUGAGCGCAGCUUGGCCGACGCUGCAGACACAUAUAGGUCUGGCUUAUGGCUUAUCAAUUCUGCAGUUUAUUGCUGGCUAAGUCUUUUCAUGAGGAAUUUUUUAUUGCCUUCACAGAGAAUGGGUGUGCAAACACAUAACUUCUGCAGAAGUUUUCUAGACGAGGAAGAGGAGGAGACGAUCCCGCACCUUCUGUGUCACUGUCCUGCUCUAUCCAGACGUAGACUCGCCAUUUUGGGUAGACAAUCCUUUAGUGAAUUGGAAGAUCGCGGCUCUGUCGGAAUUAAGGAUCUUACAAAAUUUUGGAAAAGUACACAUUGGUUUUAGGAGGAAUAAGGGCAAAAUCUCCACGCGGCAUCACAAUGGGCCAUAGGCAUCUGGUCACCAAACUGGCGGCUCCGACUCUUAAGACGACUUGCCACUGUGGCGGCAUCAAGUUAGUUUUGAGGUUAGCAACUUCCAACUGACCCAUAAAUUUAUUUUUCUUAACUUUUCUGCUGAUGCUUCGAGGUAAGUAAGAGCUUUUUGAGAGUCUGCAUGCUGGCAAAUUGAUUUCUGCUGCUCGUCAAUGAACUGAACUCGAGCUUAGCUCAAACUGAGGUUAUUAAAAUGUUCAAUGAAGAAACAAAUGGGUAUUUAUUUAUAUAUUUUCAAGUGGUAACUUCCAUUGAUGCUUCACUCUGGAUCUUCCAGAGAUUUUUCGAAUUAUCGUCCACUUAGUAUGAAUGAAAAUUACUUUGUGAGCAGAUAAAUAAAAAAACAUGCACUAUAAGAAUUUGUUACUGAAAAAUAUAGCAUUUGCCUCAGGAAACACACAAGUUUAGUUCCAUAUGUUUCGCAUGGCUACAAAACUACUUUUGAUCGGAGUAGCCGUAAUUGUGAUACUAGAAGAUAUACAGCGAGCGACCUUUGUGAUAUUAUUCAAUGCUGCCAGAGUCAAGAUUUUCAUAAAUUUAUAUUGAAAAUUGUUUAGGGGAAAAAUAAAAAAAUUCCAAUUUCUAGGUACUCUGCCCAGCUUGCGAAGAGGAGAAUGAGACGGCGGACCGCUUCCUGUGCGUCUGCCCCGCCUUCGCUUGAAUCAGGUUUGAGGCCUUUGGCACUGAUGUGUUAGGAAGCGACCACCUUGGCUCCUUGGCACCACAAGAUCUACUCAGAUUUCUUCGGAGAUCGGGUAGAUUUAAAGAAAAUGAAAAGGGAAUCCAAGUGUAGUACAAUGUACUUAAUUGUGUCUGAGUGUUGCGCUUGCUAGUCCCGAAAAAAUAAAAAUUAAAAAAAGGUACUCCGGUUGCAUAUCUUUCGCACAAUACUGUAUAUAUUUCCACUUUUCAGCGUGUAAAGAAAAUAAAAUACAAGAAUACAAGCAAAAAAAAAGAAUUUUUCGACUUCAAUGAAAUACUAAUACUGAAAAUAUCUUUCAUUACUUGUAUACUAGAAACAUUAUACAAGUUUUUCCACUAAAAUUAUAUUUUACACGUAAUAUGAAACCAUUUGCAUAAAUGAAAAACUGCUAUUGACCUUAUCAGCGAAUUAAAAUCUUUAAUCUUUAAAACAAAACGCAAAUCUCUGACGUGUCAUUUGUUGUUGACUUGUGAAUGUCACACCGCAGCGCAACAAAUCAAAUUAAAACGGAUUUAGUGGCAGUCGAACACCUCCAGCGUGACAGCCACACAGCACCAGCCAAGCAACCAGCUCACACUUUUCCAAGCUCGCCUCUUCCUCCCGCACCCAGUACAGUUCGUAUGUCUGUUGCAAAGCGUUGCAUGUCACAUUAACGACUAAAAUGCGCAUUUAGCUCCAACACCACAACAGCAACAACCAAAACAACUGCAGCUGCGGCAUGUUGCAAGCUCAAACAACGAAACGAAAAAACCAAAAAACAAAAAAAAAAAAAACGAAAA
Messenger RNA from Anastrepha ludens (Mexican fruit fly), 11989 nucleotides. RefSeq names its product homeotic protein distal-less. Gene Ontology annotation, biological process: regulation of transcription by RNA polymerase II. The record is from RefSeq and is a predicted model, not a curated record. The coding region runs from base 1655 to 2170 and encodes 171 amino acids. Gene Ontology annotation, molecular function: DNA-binding transcription factor activity, RNA polymerase II-specific; RNA polymerase II cis-regulatory region sequence-specific DNA binding. Lineage: Eukaryota; Metazoa; Arthropoda; Insecta; Diptera; Tephritidae. The transcript is spliced from 3 exons.